Molecule: messenger RNA, 3708 nt
Organism: Mercenaria mercenaria
Lineage: Eukaryota; Metazoa; Mollusca; Bivalvia; Venerida; Veneridae
Product: chitinase-3-like protein 1
Exons: 7
Coding region: 135-1535 (466 amino acids)
Biological process (GO): carbohydrate metabolic process; chitin catabolic process
Cellular component (GO): extracellular region
Molecular function (GO): chitin binding; chitinase activity
Source: RefSeq, a predicted model, not a curated record
CAACCAAAAAAAAUUAUCAUGUGUGGUUUGCAUAUAGCUAUAAACAAGGCCGGUAUAUACUGUAUUCAUACAUUCUAUUACGAAAUAUAUGUUUGAUACACUUGUUAUAUUCAUUUACAUAAAGAAAAGAUAUCAUGAAGGGAGUUAUACUUUUUCUUAUCGUGUCUGGAUUAACAUUAUACACAGAGGCAGACAAAGCGUCUGAACUGAAGAACUUCUGCUAUUUCACCAACUGGUCGAACAAAUUAGCGUCAUUUGACGCCAGAUUUGAAAUCCGGGACAUCAAUGUGACUCUGUGUACACAUCUUAUUUACGCUUUUGCCAACAUCGAUGGAUCCAAUAUGAAACUUAUACCAUCUCAAAAUGACGAUGACAAUGGUCAACUCGUAAAUAAGAAAGGGAGAUAUUUCGAUUUUAAUAAGCUGAAAAUAGAACAUCCGGACUUAGUGACAUUGUUGUCUAUAGGCGGUGCUUCGGCUAAAAAUGGCGGAUUUAUACAAGUCGUUCAAUCACCACAAACGAUGAAGUUGUUUUCGAGGAAUGUCGCGAUAUAUCUGAGGGAUCGCGAUUUCGACGGUAUCGAUGUUGAUUGGGAAUGGCCAGACGAUAUAUAUCGAAACAAAUAUUCAACAUUGCUGAAGAUAAUGAGGGAGGAAUUCGACAAAGAGGCUGUAAGAACCAGUAAACCACGCCUGUUGAUUACCAUUGCCGUUGCCGUCGGGGAAGACACUAUCACCAGCUCAUAUAACAUUACAGAAAUUUCAAGACAUGUUGACUACAUACAGAUUAUGGCAUAUGAUUUUCACGGACCUUGGAGUGACGUCACAAGCUUCUCCUCACCACUCUUUUCUCGUGCAUCUAAUCCAAGAUUUAAUCAGCAGCUUAGUCAAUCGUGGGCUGUUGACAGGUGGAUAUCAGGAGGGGCUCCGCGCCGCAAGCUGAUCCUAGGUUUGACCGGGGCCGCCACGUCAUUUACUCUGGAAAACAGAACCGCGACUGAUGUAGGAUCCCCUGUGAAGGGUGCUGGGAAAGCAGGACCGUACCUUGGUCGUGAAGGACACGUGACUUAUUAUCGGGUAUGUGAGAUGAUAAAGAAUGGUGCUAUACACCGUUGGGACGAUGAACAGAAGAUGGCCUAUGCCUACAUGGAAGACCAGUGGGUGGGGUACGGCAAUCAAAAAAGCAUGAAAGAAAAGGUUAAAUUUGCAUAUAGUCGCAAUAUUGCUGGUGUGAUGUUUUGGUCUAUAGACCAAGAUGACUUCCUUGGUCAUUAUUGCAACGCCGGAGAAUUUCCACUUCUCACCGCUAUCUACAAUUCAAUUAAGGAAAUGGCGCCAAAAGAUAAUCACGUAGUUGUUGACGUCAGCACAAGUACUACACAUUCCACAACGCCGAUAGAUUUUCGUCUUCAUCACAAAACAAAUAAAAAUGGAAUAAACUUUUAUGAAAUGGUCGAUAACGGAUCAGUUAUCUCAGGAAUACGUUAUUAUUUGUUAACAUUGUGCUUCUUUAUUUUCGUUGCCAUGAACAGAUAGAUCUAGAUCUAUUCAACCAUUGAACUGUUGUUGCCAUUCAGCAGAAGCUAUGACUGUCUAAUAUGUGAUCUUUCAGCUCUUGCCAGUGUUUUGUUCCAGUGAAUGUUAUAAGAUAUAAACGUACAUUUUGUAAUUAUUUGUUUGUGUUAAAUGUUUCCUAUGUGUUUCAAGAUUUUGACAAGAUCUGUUCCAUGAUUUAUUAUCAUUAACUUGAUCAGACAUUGCUUAAACAGUAUACAAUUUCUACAUGAUCAGACAUUGCUUAAACAGUAUACAAUUUCUACUUGAUCAGACAUUGCUUAAACAGUAUACAAUUUCUACAAUAUGUAAUCCUCUUAGUCUUACAAUUUGAUGAGAUGUGGAACCAAAAUUUGUAGUCCUGAUUGGCGCCAUAUAACCUAUACUGUGUUGGUGCUCCGUAAAACCCAAAUAAAUAAAUAAAUAAAUACAAUUUGAUAAUUAUUUGCGACUGAAUUUAGAUCUACCUUUUUCGGUGUGAAAAGAGUUUUACUUGUUCCUUGAUGUAGGACAACAUUUAUCCUACCCAUAUUACAGGCCUGGAUCCCUACAAUACCUCAUAAUUUAUACCUAAAAAUGCACCAGAGACUACCAUUUCAUGCCUGUACUAGUUUCAAACUUUUCCAGGGGGAGAGCCCCCUGACCCCCUUAUAUGACGGGAGUAAUCCCACCAAUUAAUGCACCUGAGGAUAUCAUAUCAUACCUGUAUUUCAAACACAAACAAAUCAAGGGAAAAAAAUGAAUCCCCUAACAUUGGCAAAGGUACCCCCUGCAAUAUCUUGCUAUAUGCCUCGGGGGUGACGUCUUCGUUCAAGACUGGUACCCCGUGCAAUAUCUUGCUAUACGCCUCGGCGGUGACGUCUCCGUUCAAGACUGGUGCCCCAUUAAAAAUGUCUGGACCCGGCCCUGCAUAAGGACAACAAGUGAGUCAGAAUCCAAACUUUGUGAUAUAUCUUUCCUCCGAUCUCUAAAAAGAUUGAGAAAACAUGUAGGCCUAUUUCACAACACAAGUACGACCAUUUUCUUUAAGUUCUAUACAUAGAGCAUGACGUCAUUAGUUUCGUCAGUGCCUCAGUAUGAAAGCUCUGUCGUAGUGUACACACUGUUUUUCUUGUGUUUGUUAACGAAAAGACAUAUGGUAUGCCUAGUUAAUAGUUUCUUUACUAUAAUUCUUUUACAGCUUUAAAAAUCAUUUUAAAAAGUCAAUUGUCAAGGACUAAUCCCGUUAUAAAUUAGCUUUAAGCUAAAGCUUGUCUAUAAAUUGUAGUUGUGGAAGACUAAAUGAUACAAAGAAGUUAGAAAUCUAUUGAAUUGUAGAAAUCACAUCUUUUUUUCACGUUAUGUAUAUAAUUGAUUUACGUGGCGAUAUAUUUGAGUGUUAAGAAUUUAUUUUAAGUAUGAAACAAAUGAUGGGUUAUUAAGAUGUAGUACACAGUUAUCUUUGUAUUUGAUAUAUAGAUAUAUAGAGCUACUUAUAUAACAAAUGAAAAAAGUUUUUUUUUUAUUUUUAACAAUUUUUCCUGCUAUGCGUUGUCUAUUCCUUUAAUUAAAUAUUUGAGGUUCUUUUCAAAAAUAUCUUUUAAAAUGAACCCCCCACCCUGUACUACACAAAUUAUUGAAAUUGUAAUGCAAGAUGAUAUGUGCACGGAUGCAUUUACGUUUUAUAUGUGCAUGCAUUUACUAUCAACUACAAAUGUAUAAACCAUUUUGAACAGUUUAUAAUAUCUAAGGUUGACAGGUAGAUGGCACACCAACCCCUACCAUACCGUUAAACAUGAUGAUAAGUUGGGUUAGCCAUUGGGCCCGAAUCAUAAAAAAGGAAGUCGCAGCACUAUGUUAUAAACAAUUUCGCACUCAGCAGAAAUUGCGAGUGUCAAAUACGUGAACAUUCAUCUCAAUCCAGUGUUUUAUUCCAAUAAAUGUUAAUAUAUAUAAUUUAUUUAUUUCUUUAUGUUUAAGUAUUUUCUAAUCGUUUAUGUUUAAUAUUUUGACAACAAAUCUAGAAUUGUCCGUUUUUUUUGUUAUCAGAUACUUGACCACAUCCUGCUUUAACGGUAUGCAGUUUCUAAUGUAUGAUCUACUAAAAAUACAUACACUUCUUAUUUGCAACUGCAUGUAUUUAUGUUCUCUUGUAGAAAUAAAUGAUGUUACUUUU